UCAUUCAGUGAAGUUUCUGAAUAUCUUAAAUCUACAGAGCAUAGAGAUAAAAUAUAACUGUUGAAUCGUUUUUUUUUUUGGGUUAUUUGCGGCAAAACCCCCUAAAGUAGAGAGGGUUUUGCACAUAACCCCCAAAUCUAAAAUUUUGGUGGUAAUACUACCUAAACCACUGGUCCGUUAGCAAAUACACUCCCCCGUCUAACUGACCCCGUUUUCUGCUUAUGUGGCUGGUUAGCCCAAGUGCCCAGUCAGCAAAUCGAAAUUACGUGGCAUUGUACCGUUUAAAACCUUGGUCUUUAACUGAAAAUUAAAAUUUAAUUAAUACAUUAACUAAAUAAAAUCAAAUACCCCAUUAAACACAAAUCCACUUUACCAGAAUCAAACCCCCAAACCCAGAUGUCACACCCAUUUUAAAUCAAAGAAAAUCGAGGGAAGGGGGUCGAAAUCAAAGAAGAAGAUUAAGGUCCAUAAAUUUCGAAGGGUUGGGGUACUCUUACCUGGUUUCAUCCUCCAUUGUCGAAGGGGAAGAACAAAGCUACUGAAUAUGUCGACGGGGCCUCACCUCUGCCGAUGUGAUCCCCCUAGGGUUGCAGAGAUGAAAACAUCUUGGACGAAUAAGAAUCCUGGGCGAAGGUUCGUUAGAUGCCCAUUCCAUCAGCAAGAACAAGGGUGUAAUUUUUGGAUGUGGUAUGACCCACCCAUGUGUGAACGAGCCUUGGUUGUCAUUCCUGGACUGCUAAGGAAGAUUCGAAAUUUGGAGAUGGAAGUUUCCAAUUUAUCUGAAGCUUGUAACAGCAAAGAAGGACAUGAAUCUGUGGAGAACUACAUUAACAACAAAGAACAAAAUGAAUGUGUGGAGAGUUGUCAUGAAAGCACUCCCACCAUGGUUGGCUAUCCAAAUGCAAGGCAAACCUGUGAAUGUCAAAGGAGUGGAAAUAUUAGAUGUUUUGUAAUAUGUAUUGCAAUAUGUAUGUUAUUUUAUUUUUUCAAAUCAUGAACAAUGAUGUGUAACUGAAUGGAUAAGUUACUGUGACUGUGGUUGAUCAAUCAAAGAGUAAGAAAUGUAGUCAUUUUUGCUUUAAUAUAAUCCCCUUUUCCAUAAGU
Messenger RNA from Cannabis sativa, 1104 nucleotides. RefSeq lists its product as uncharacterized. The transcript is spliced from 2 exons. The record is from RefSeq and is a predicted model, not a curated record. Bases 545 to 997 code for a protein of 150 amino acids. Gene Ontology annotation, molecular function: zinc ion binding. Lineage: Eukaryota; Viridiplantae; Streptophyta; Magnoliopsida; Rosales; Cannabaceae.